AUGCUUGAUCAGACAAGGAAGUCUGUUCCGCCGCUCAAUGAAGUCGAACCGAUCAGUGACAACGAAGACGAGGGUUGCGAAGCAGAGAGUACAUUUGAGGGUGACACAGAUGAAUCUGAUAAUGAGGCAGAAGAAGAGUUAUCUGCCACGCACUCCGUAGCUCAAACUAGGCAGAUACAGCGGAAGCGGCGUCGAAGUAAGACCUCUGAGGCUCUAGAUGAUGCUGAUAAUGGUCUCCCACUUCCGGUGAUGCCAAUUGAGGAGAAGACGCAGGCUAGGCCAGGAAGGGUUCGGAAGAAACCUAAGCUACCGGAGGGAUUUGAGAUUGAUAAGCUGUAA
Penicillium salamii is the source of this 339-nucleotide messenger RNA. The record is from the annotation of a GenBank genome assembly. NCBI's taxonomy places the organism in Eukaryota, Fungi, Ascomycota, Eurotiomycetes, Eurotiales, Aspergillaceae.